Molecule: messenger RNA, 2521 nt
Organism: Heterobasidion irregulare TC 32-1
Lineage: Eukaryota; Fungi; Basidiomycota; Agaricomycetes; Russulales; Bondarzewiaceae
Exons: 6
Coding region: 50-2167 (705 amino acids)
Source: RefSeq, a predicted model, not a curated record
GGACCUCGUGGCCCUGAGAGACGACGAGAAGGAGGAUUUGCAGGAUCAGAUGGAGGCGUUGAGGUUGGAGCUUGAGGAUUUGCAUCGCAGGAGGGAAAUCGAGUCCCUAGAGCGGAGUGAAAGCAGAGCCCAGAUUUUGGAAGAGAGGGAAGGAAGGGAGAUGAUAGAGGAAGGUCUGAACGAGCUGAGGGACAAGCUGGCGGCGGCAACGAUCGAAUUACAGCAAAAGGAGGAUGAGCUCGAGUACAAAACACGGGAGAUCAACGAGCUGGUCAACGAGCACAGGAGCAUAUUGGAUGAUGUCGAGGAUAGUUGGAAGAGCGAACUCGACGAAGGGAAGAACCAGAUCGAGGAGCUUCGAGACGCACUAGCUGAGCGUGACUCAGAAUGCGAGGAGCUGCGCCUGCAUAUAUCCGAGCUGGAGUCGAACACGAAUAUUUUACACGAAAAAUUCGAGGCGGCGCUCGCCCAUCUAGAAUCAGAAUCAGAUGAGAAAGACGCUGAAAUAGCCGCAGCGAAUCGCGAGAUUGAGGAGCUCGGCCAGCGAAUCUACGAACUCGAGGAGGACAGCGACGAGCUGAAAAAGAUGAGCGAUCGGAUACGGGAGGAUGAAGCUGUUGAGCGAGACAGAUUAGAAGCACUGGCUGCAGCCCUCAAAGAGAAAGUUACGGUCCUUAAAGACGAUCUCGAAGAGAUGACGCAUCUGUACGAGACCUGCAAUCAGGACAUCUCGGCACACAGAGCUCGCCAAGAGGAGCUCGCCCACCAUGUAGAAGACCUCGUCGAAGAGGUGCGGAAGGAGCGGGAAGCACGGGAACGCGCCGAAGGAGAUUUGGCCAAAUCAGAACGCGACCAUGAUGCCGAACUGCGGCGCGAGCACCGUACCCUUGAGGCGAAGGAGUCUGCCUUGCAAAAUGCGCUCAAUGAUCUUUCCCGAGCUCAGUCACUGCUUUCCCAGCGCGAUACAGAUUUGGCCGCCUUCCAGUCGGCACUGCAGUCCAUGGAGGCCGAGUCGAAGAAGCUGGGUGAGAGCCAUACGACCGCCCGGUUCUCGUUGCAGCUGGAAGUCGAUCGACUCAAGCGUGAUCUCGAGCGCCUCGAGGAUGAGCUGUCCCGUGCACGAAAGGAGCUUGACGAACGGGAAACUAGGAGCCGCGAACGAGGCGGGAUCGUCGAUAAACUGCAUGCCGAGAACCGGGAAUUAGCAUCUCAGCUCGCGACGCAGACGCAGGCACGCCUGAACCUCUCGGAGAAGCUGGACACCACGCAGGCAGGUCUGUCUGCGGCAGAGUCCGAGCUGGCCGCUUUCCGCACUCGUGUGCACGAACUCGAGCAGCGCCUCUCGAAAGAUCAGCGUUCUCUGUUGACUGCGGAAAGUCAGUACAGGGACCAGUUGACUGAACGAAACACGCUUCUGCUCACCAUUUAUCAAUACAUGGACAAAAUUCUUGGCGUUGAUAAGACUCCCAAGAAGGGUGGUCAAGCUGAGACGAAGCCCUUCACGAAUUUCAGCGUCUUCCACGACAAUUUGAUUACUCGUCUCAAGUCGCUGAGUCAAAUUCAGCUCGACUUCGACAAGCGGGUCAAGGAAGCCGAAACACGAUUCGCCGAGAAGUUGAUCGAUAUGAAGAAACAACUCGAUCGUCGGUGGACACAGAUCGACAAGUUCGAGAGCAGUGUGAGGACAUAUGCUGAGACCAAGUCAACCUGGCGACGAAAACUCAGCGCCAAGGAAGGAGAAUUGGAAGCUGUGAGGGCCACAAACUCGGAGCUAACGUCACAAUUGGCGAGCCUUCGUCGACCUGGUCCCGGAGACUCGAAUGAGGUCCGAGCCCUACACGCCCGCGCCAGCAACGCGGAGCGCCGAUUAACCAAUGCACAAAACCAACUGGCGGCUGCGGAAGAGAAGAUGGCGACGAUGAAUCAGAAGACUACUGUUGCAGACAGCAAGUGGGAAGCCCGAGUGAAGGAGUAUGAGACUCGUUUACGAGCUGCAGAGGAGAAAGUCAAACGAGAGAAGCAGGGGUAUAAGGAGCGGGUUGUAGAACUGGAAAAUCAACUCAAAUCUUUACAGCGGCAGAAGGACUUGGCAGAAAAGCGCAUCUCCCAGCUUUCCGACAUCGAAGCAAAUGUGAAAACAGCACGAUCAACACCACCUGCUCGAUAGCUCUGACAUCCCAACUUGAUUCCGAUCCUAUACUCAUUGGCCCCACCUAUUUGCUUCUCUCGUUUUUAACCAUCCGUUUUCCAAGGCUUUCAUCUUUAAAACAACAUUUCAUGACCCUCUUUUCAUCUGUAUUCCUAUGCAUCCACUUGUCAGCUCUAAUUAGGAACCUCAUAAUGCACGCUCAGCUGUUCUCAGUUGCUGGAUCACCUCCACGUUGUUCUGAAUCCCUGUUUAUCCCGUCUAUGUUUCUUUAUUUUUCUUUGUUUGUCAUUUCACAAGUUCCUCCGAAAUCCUGUCAAUCAGACGAGUACGCGAAAGGUUUUUCGAAGACUGAAUUGAGCAAGAUCGCAGCGG